Molecule: messenger RNA, 2654 nt
Organism: Lagenorhynchus albirostris (white-beaked dolphin)
Lineage: Eukaryota; Metazoa; Chordata; Mammalia; Artiodactyla; Delphinidae
Gene: HTR1D
Product: 5-hydroxytryptamine receptor 1D
Exons: 4
Coding region: 1386-2519 (377 amino acids)
Biological process (GO): smooth muscle contraction; G protein-coupled receptor signaling pathway, coupled to cyclic nucleotide second messenger; chemical synaptic transmission
Cellular component (GO): dendrite; plasma membrane
Molecular function (GO): neurotransmitter receptor activity; G protein-coupled serotonin receptor activity
Source: RefSeq, a predicted model, not a curated record
CCCGGAGCCCGGCGGCCCUGACUUGCUUUGUGACCUUGGGCGGGUCACUGCGUCUCUUCGAGCCUCAGUUUGCACAUCUAUCAAAUGGAGAGGAUAAUUCUCCCACCCUGCAGGAUCUGUGGCAGAAGAUUGCGUGCUGAGUGCGGGCUGAAGGUGUCUGUGCACCCUCCCAUCACUGGACCUGGCAGAGAGAGACCCCAUUCAGAACUGGUUUCAUGUCCUUGUAACAAGCCUGUGAUGCUUCCAACAGCUGUAACACUUUGCCCCUCUGGGGACUGGGGGGGUGGGCACGUCGCGCUCCCCUGGAUUCUCCUCACACUUGUGAGAGUGCCAGUUACGCUGCACCGCUGCCAACACUAAACAAACUUCUGAACACGUGCCCUCCUCGAUGAACCCACAGUGAUCUCUUUGUUUUGCCUUCCCCCAGCUCAUGCAUUCUUCAAGUCUUGGUAACCGGAAUGUUUUGUCUGUUUGGGCUCCAGACGUUCAGUGGGACAGGAACCAAAGUUAAGUACCUCAUGACACGUCCAGAUGAACCUGAGAAAAUUGUGAGCUGUUGACUGCACUGCCUCUCUGAAUCAGCUGGUACUUCUUUUUGUCUCUAGUUUUAAAUGCUCCCCAGAGGGGACUUGCCUGGUGGCACAGUGGUUAAGAAUCUGCCUGCCAAUGCAGGAGACACGGGUUCGAUUCCUGGUCCGGGAAGAUCCCACAUGCAGCGGAGCAACUAAGCCCGUGCGCCACAACUACUGAGGCUGUGCUCUAGAGCCCGUGCUCCACAACAAGAGAAGCCACAGCAAUGAGAAACCCGCCCACCGCAACAAAGAGUAGCCCCCUCUCGUGCAACUAGAGAAAGCCCAGGUGCAGCAACAAAGACCCAAACACAGCCCAAAAUAAAUAAAUUAAUUAAUAAACUAAAAAAAAAAAAAAGCUCCCCAGAGGCGACCUGAAAGCCAGAAUCUUCUCAGCAUAGGAUGGAGGAAAUUAUUCUGAAGUUCUCAUUAAACACAUUUAUCUCUCAAGCUUUGGAAGGAGCCAAAAUGCCAAAGGCAAGAAUUCCAGAGCGCUGCCUACCUGUUUUGAUAUCCUGGUAAAUGUCUAACAAAUCUAGCAUGUGUCCUCUAGGCCUGACCAGUUGCUGGGCAAAGUUCCAGAACAGUGAGACAUCUGGGGAUUCAUCUGGUUUAGGAAAGACCUUUAACUACCAGGUGGUAGUCACCUCAAUGUUCUUUAAAUAGUCAGGUUUUGAGGUCUUUUCACUGGGGUCUGUUCUGAUGGCUGCCUCCCACCAGCGUGAAACAGAAGGAUGACCUUAUUCUGUGAGCAGAACAACUGUGAAGGAAGUAGCUGCAUGUGUGAAAGUCUGUGGGAAGAGAGAGCCACCUACAAUGUCCCCACCAAACCAGUCAGUGGAAGGCCUUCUGCAGGGAGCUCCCAACAGAUCCCUGAAUGCCACAGAAACCCCAGGGGCUUGGGAUGCAGGGACCCUCCAAGCCCUCAAGAUUUCUCUUGCUGUGGUCCUUUCCAUCAUCACACUGGCCACAGUCCUUUCCAACGCCUUUGUGCUUACCACCAUCUUCCUGACCAGGAAGCUCCACACCCCAGCCAACUAUCUCAUUGGCUCCCUGGCCAUGACUGACCUCUUAGUUUCCAUCUUGGUCAUGCCCAUCAGCAUCGCAUAUACCACCACCCACACCUGGAACUUUGGCCAACUCCUGUGUGACAUCUGGCUGUCUUCUGACAUCACGUGCUGCACAGCCUCCAUCCUGCAUCUCUGUGUCAUUGCUCUGGACAGGUACUGGGCCAUCACUGAUGCCUUGGAGUAUAGUAAACGCCGGACAGCAGGCCGUGCGGUCGCCAUGAUUGCCAUCGUCUGGGCCAUCUCCAUCUGCAUCUCCAUCCCACCGCUCUUUUGGCGGCAGGCCAAAGCUCAUGAAGAGAUGUCGGACUGCCUGGUGAACACUUCUCAGAUCUCCUACACCAUCUAUUCCACCUGUGGGGCCUUCUACUUCCCGUCUGUGUUGCUCAUCAUCCUCUGUGGCCGUAUCUACACGGCCGCCCGGAACCGCAUCCUGAAUCCGCCACCCCUCUACGGGAAGCGCUUUACCACAGCCCGUCUCAUCACAGGCUCUGCGGGGUCCUCGCUCUGCUCGCUCAAUCCCAGCCUUCACGAGGGGCACUCUCAUUCCGCCGACUCCCCUCUCUUUUUUAACCACGUGAAGAUCAAGCUUGCGGAUAGUGUCCUGGAGCGCCAGAGGAUUUCUGCUGCCCGAGAGAGGAAAGCCACUAAAACCCUGGGGAUCAUUCUGGGGGCCUUUAUCAUCUGCUGGCUGCCCUUCUUCGUUGCAUCUCUGGUCCUCCCUGUCUGCCGGGACUCCUGCUGGAUCCACCCAGCCCUUUCUGACUUUUUCACCUGGCUAGGCUAUCUAAACUCCCUCAUCAAUCCAAUAAUCUAUAAUGUGUUUAACGAAGACUUUCAGCAAGCAUUUCAGAAAGUCAUCCAUUUCGGGAAAGCCUCUUAGUCUUGUUUGGUGGCAACUCUUGUUAUCUUUUAUGUCCUGUAACCCAACUGGAAUUGUCUUUUUUAUUUUUCCUGAGAGUUGGGUUAGUCCUGAUAUCUUGGGUUUUGGUUCAAUCAAUAGAAUUGUUCAGCAUUC